Pelagomonas calceolata is the source of this 1289-nucleotide messenger RNA. The record is from the annotation of a GenBank genome assembly. Lineage: Eukaryota; Pelagophyceae; Pelagomonadales; Pelagomonadaceae.
GGUGGGUGGUCAAAUGCGCUGUGGAAGCGGUUUUAGCUUUUGAGCUAAUGUUGGCGUGCUGAUGACCGAAUUGCUGGGCUGCGAUGGUUAAAAUGAACACAGAGACAGCCGCUGUGAUCCUGGUCCACCAAAACCGACUGCGCUCAGGUCCGAGCUGGAGCCGGUGCUAGCGUGUUGUAAGACACACUAGCAAGCACCGAGCCUCUUUGAGUCCUUUAUAUUGAAGCAGUGACGGGCCGAUAUGAGCAGUGAAGAUUGAUUUGCGAGGGCUUCGUGGCUGCUGUGAGCCUGUGCUGAAUGCGUUUCCUGCUCUACGCCGCCGCUGCGGCAGCCCUCGCACCGCAGCAGCAGCACUCAGCAGCCCUCGAUGCCGUCGAGCGCGCAAUAGACGCAGCGGUCGCGAGCACGUCGCAACCGAUCGAGGCGCUGCCGCCCGCCGAGCGCGAGUCCGUGGCGAUUGCACGGCGGCUGCGGCGGCGGCUCGACUCCUUUGCGCGCAACGGCGACUGUCGGCGCGUGGCCCGCGUCUCGAAACUCGCUUCGUAAGUGCGCGAUGCGGAACCCCUUUUUUGAUGAUUCACCGGAAUUGCAAGCCUGUCGACAAAAAUUUAGACUCCUUGAACUCGAGCGCACCGUCGCUUCGAUAUCGGCAAUCGCUUGUCCCGCCGGCGUGCGCCUUACUUUAUCAUUACCGCAGGCGCUGCUGGCUGCAGCGCGCACACUGCGUCUGCGACAGCUGUAGGCCGCUCGAUGAUCUGGGACCCGCGGUCCGACGGAUAUACGUGUACAUGCACCACAAGGAGGUUUUACUGGCCGUCGACACGGCGAAAAUAAUCCUUGCGGCGUAUCCCGAGGCGCACCUAGUGGUAGCGGGUCUCAAAGGGCAGCCCACGGAGGCCGAGAUGCGCGCGGCGCUGGAAGCUGGAGACGCCGUCGUGCUAUUUCCGUCCGACGACGCGGCGCCGGCGUCGGCGCUCGCCGGACCCGUCGACGUCGUCGUCAUUGACGGCACGUGGGAGCAGGCGCAAAAACUGAACGCGCGCCUGCCCGGCCGUCGCGCGAAACUCGACGAUGAUAUUGUUGACGAGCUGUCAAAGGGUGAGGGCCGCCAGCUGCGCUCCCACCCGACGGCCUGGCGCGAGGUCGGGACGCUCGCGGCGACGCGCCACUUCCUCGGGGCGCUCGGUGUGUCGUCGGCGCCGGUCCUGGCGGACUACCAGGCCGUCGCCGACGCGGCGGCCCGGCGGCAGCUCGGUCCGCCGCGCCUCUCCCCCAAGAGGCUUGUGUAA